GAAAAUUUCUUUUACAGUCAUGGAGAGACGGUGUUUUCUUUUCUGCCUGGCAGUUUUAGCAGUGACUGCUGUCAGCGGAUGUCCUAUUGGGCGUGAAUUCAUCACAGCUUUCAUGACAAAUUAUCAAUAUGGACAAGCCAGUCUGACUCUCACUAUAACAGCACAUUCCUCUCCAGCAACUGUGAAAGUUGAGAUAAAGGCACUGAGUUACAGUCAGAAAUUUGACAUAGGACAAGGUGAGACCAAAAGAAUUGUCCUCCCUUCAAAUGCUGAGAUUAACGAUGAAGAAGUCUCCAGCAAAACAGUGUACAUCUCUUCUACUGCUGACAUCUCAGUCGUGUCAUCCAACUUAAAAGAUUACACAGGAGACAGCAGUGUGCUUUUCCCCGUAAGUCAGCUUGGCAAGAGUUAUGUAGCUUUUACUCCAGACACGGGUCCACCUAAAUAUCAAAAGCUGGUAGCCAUAGUCAACGGCAAUUACAUGAACAAAAUUGAGAUCACCUUCAGCACAAAAAAAACUUUGCUUGAUUCCAUUUUUGGACUUGGAACCUCCAAAAAAACGAUCUCUUUGGCUCCCUAUCAAGUUUAUCAACUUCGCAGUGAAAAAACUUUGUCAGGAACAAAAAUCACAUCCAUGUCUCCAGUGGCUGUCCUGGCAGGACACGAGUGCUCCAUGAUCAUCGGCACCUGUGAGCAUGUCUAUGAGCAGCUGACACCAGUCGAGUUUCUCUCCAAUGAAUACCUGCUUCCUGCUAUGCAUCAGUCCUUAAGCAGAGACACAGCUUUCGUGGUUGCCCCAGAGGACAACACUAUUGUGUCCAUUUUCGAUAGUCAUAUUUGGUUCCCCAAAAAAAGAAAGCUAAAUUCUGGAGAAGUUUUACCCAUUGAUUUGAGCGCAAAUUCUAAGAUCAUUCAAAGUAGCAAAAAUGUCAUGGUAAUGUAUUUCAGUAGCAAUUUUCCAAAUGACGAGUUUCUAACCAAUGUCAUACCCACUUCUGAGAUGUCAAAGUCAUGGACCAUUCACUCUCAAGACAACUUUGAUAACACGCUUGUUGUUGUUGCUGAAGCUGCAUCAGCCUCCACUAUUAGUGGCUCAAUGAAGUGGAAAACAUUCCCUGCUAACAAAAAGUUUGUAUGGGCUACCAAGUCAAUUGGUUCGCAGAAAGGUCCCAUAACCGUAUCUGGUGAUUCCCUCAUGGCUGCUUAUGCUUUUGGUGGGAAAAUAAGAUAUGGAUAUGCCACAACAGGAGUCUGUAACACAGCAUUACCAUCAACGCCGCCUCCACCAGACCCCUGUGAGACAAUGAAGUGUCGUCAGCAAGAGGAGUGCAGGAAGGGUGUCUGUGUUGCCACUUCCACUGCUACUUGCCAUGCAGUUGGCGAUCCCCAUUUCAAAACCUUUGAUGGGAAACUAUUUGACUUUCAGGGAACUUGCACAUAUGUCAUGGUCAACAAUACAAAGACUCAAAAAGGCCUCAUACCCUUCACUAUCUUGACAAAGAAUAAUCACCGGGGAAGCACAAGGGUGGCAUAUGUGAGGUCGGUUUCUGUGCUUGUGUACACUCACACAGUUGUGGUUGGCAGCCAGAAAGGAGUAGUUGAGUUUGAUGGUGAAAACACUUACCUGCCUUUGAGUAUAGAUGGUGGGAAAAUAAAAGUGAAUCAGAGAGGGCUGAAUGUUAUUAUAUCGACAGAUUUUGGCUUAGAGGUGAAAUACGACUGGAAUAUGAUGUUGUAUAUCACCGCUCCAAGCAGCUAUUUCCAGACUGUAGGUGGUCUUUGUGGAAACUAUAAUGGUGACAGACGAGAUGAAUAUAUCGAUCCUAAAGGCAACACACUCUCCAGUAUCAUUGACUUUGCAAAAACCUGGAAGGUUCCAGAUAAUGAUUUGUUUUGCAAUGACGACUGUAAUGGACAAUGCCCAAGUUGCACUUUAAGUCUUCAGGAAGAGUACAAAAAAGACUCAAACUGUGGUAUCAUAGGCAAAGUCGAUGGGCCAUUUGUUUUGUGCCACAACACUGUGGAUCCUCGCAUGUAUGUCGAUAAUUGUGUAUAUGAUGUCUGCAUUAACAAUGGGGUCAGAAACUUCCUCUGCAACAACAUUCAAAGCUACGUUGAUGCUUGUAUGUCAGCUGGAAUUAAGAUCACUGGAAACUGGAGGACACUUGCGAAUUGUCCACUGAGCUGUCCAGUCAACAUGCAUUAUGAAUUCUGUGGCACAGCCUGUGCUGCAUCUUGCGCUGAUCGUAGUGCCCCAGACAAAUGUACACUGUCAUGUGUGGAGGGCUGUCACUGUAAUACAGGUUUUGUUCGGAGUGGAGCUGAAUGUGUACCUAUGAAUAAGUGUGGCUGCACAUACAAAGGCCGAUAUUAUCUUGCUGAGCAGACUUUUUGGAGUGAUGCAAAAUGCACAGAGAAAUGUGUGUGCAACCCUCAAACUGGAAAUGUUGAAUGUGCACCUGCAAAGUGCAAGAAGUCUCAGAUGUGUGACACACGAAAUGGAGUGAAAGAUUGUUAUCCAUUGUCAUAUGGUACCUGCCAGGCUGCAGGAGACCCACACUACCGGACGUUUGAUGGCAAGGCAUUUGACUUCCAAGGAACCUGCACAUAUUAUUUGUCCAAACUACUGAACACAGCUGACCCGACACUGAUACCCUUUGAAGUAUUGGUCAAGAAUGAGAACAGAGGAAGGAACAUGGCAGUUGCUUACACUAAGACUGUGUCCUUAAAAGUCUAUAACUUCACUAUUGUCUUAAGUAAGGAUGACCCAGGCACAGUGAAGGUCAACAAUCUGUUUGUGAAUUUGCCAUUUGAGCAAAAGGAUGGUCUCUUCUCAAUAUUCCGCAGUGGGUAUUUUGGCGUAGUUAAAACUGACUUUGAUCUGACUAUGAAAUUCAAUUGGGACAGCCACGUAGCAUUGACUCUCCCCAGCACUUACUACAGUGUCGUGGGAGGGCUUUGCGGCAACUGGAACGACAAUAUCAAUGAUGAUUUUCUUACUCCUGACAAAACCCUUGGUGCAACUGCAUCCAUUUUUGGAACCAGCUGGAAAGUCAAGGAUGAUCCUGGAUGUUCAGAUGGAUGUCAGGGAAAAGCAUGUCCUAAAUGUGAUGUUGCAGAGAGAAAUAAAGACACUUUUACAAAGCCUUGCAGCAAGAUCACUGACAAACAGGGACCUUUUAAAGGCUGCCACAGUAAAGUGAAUCCAAAUCAGUUUUAUGAGGAUUGUGUGUAUGAUAUGUGCAUGUACGGUGGCCAUUCAUCAGCCCUCUGUAGUGCUCUUACUGCAUACACAGCUGCUUGCCAACAUGCACUUGGUGCAGUGGAGUCCUGGAGAACUGACAGCUUUUGCCCUGCAUCUUGUAUGGACAACAGUCACUAUGAGGUUUGUGCAGCAGGAUGUUCACAGACCUGCCACGGCCUCACAGAACCCAAGGCCUGUGUGGGGACUUCUUGCGUUGAAAGCUGUAUAUGUGAUGAGGGCUUUGUCCUGAGCGAUGGUGUCUGUGUAGCUAUGGAACAGUGUGGCUGUUCAUAUGAGGGCCUUUACUAUCAAAUGGGCCAAGUGUUCUUCCCUCAAGACAAGUGUCUCCAGAGAUGCACCUGCAAAGAGAAUGGAAAAGUUCAGUGUGAUGAUGGAUUCAUCUGCAAAGCCAAUGAAAAGUGCCAGGUCCUGAAUGGAGUACAGGGUUGUUUCCCAGAUGGCAAAGCAGUUUGUUCAGUGUCAGGAUUUGGGUUUUAUCAGUCAUUUGAUGGAAGGUCCUUCAGUGUUCAAGGAGACUGCGAGUACAGAUUGGUUGAAACAGCUCUGGACAACGAUGAUGACAUGAGCUCUUUUAGUGUCUUAAUCAAACAACAGUCCUCUGAGAUGGUCUUCACUCGAAGAGUUGAAAUACAAAUAGAACAGUCCACAAUUACUUUGCUGCCCGGCCACAUCUGGGAGGUUCAGGUUGACAAAGUUAAAACCAAUCUUCCUGUCACUGUGGGUGAAGGACUUAUACAAGUCUAUCAGAGUGGUAUUAACAUUGUUGUGGAAACAGACUUUGGAUUGAAACUGACAUAUGAUACAGUCUCCGUGGCCAAAAUCGUGAUCCCAUCCACUUUUAAAAAUGCAGUUAAAGGUCUCUGUGGAAACUACAAUGGAAACAGUGCAGAUGAUUUUCUCCUUCCAGGUGGUAUUCAGGCAUCUUCUGAGGUAGAGUUUGCUGAAGCCUGGGUUUCGCCAUCAGAUAAAAUGAUGUGCCAAACAGGCUGUGGAGCUAACUGUUUAAAGCCUGACAAAGACAAACAGACCACAGCAGAGACCGCUUGCAGUUUGUUAAUCACAGAGAAGGGACCGUUUUCUAGCUGUUAUGAUAAAAUUUCACCACAGAAAUAUUUCGAUGAUUGUGUCAAAGAUGUGGCACAAGCAACAGACAAGACAGCUCAUUGUCGCCACAUACAAAACUAUGUUGCCAGCUGUCAAGAGAUUGGAACGUCAAUCAACAUUUGGAGGAACACAACCUUCUGUCCACUGACAUGUUUCAAAAACAGCCACUAUGAACUCUGUACCGACACCUGUUCAUCUACCUGUGCAAGCCUGACAAAGUCACAGAGAUGCCCGUUGUGUCAGGAAGGUUGUCAGUGUGACGAUGGUUUCUUGUUUGAUGGAGGUGAAUGUAAGGCUUUGCAGGAUUGUGGAUGUCAUGUAGAUGGAACAUUUUACAAGUCUGGUGAGGCAGUUAUUCUGGGAGAGUGUGAAGAGACAUGCACUUGCAAAGCUGGAGUGUUCACCUGUGUACCUUUGGAAUGUAAAGAGGAGGAGAUAUGUGGCGUAAAAAAUGGUGCUACUGGAUGCUACAGCAAAACAACAUACUGUCCAGUCAACAUGCACUAUGAGGCCUGCGGCACAGCCUGUGCGCCCACUUGUGCUGAUCGUAAUCCAGCAGAGUGUGCACUGCCAUGUGUGGAGGGCUGCCAGUGCAAUGCAGGUUUUGUUCACAGUGGCGAUGAGUGCAUACCUGUGAAACAGUGUGGCUGCACGUACAAAGGUCGAUAUUAUCUUCCUGAUCAGACAUUUUGGGGUGAAAAACAAUGCACAGAGAAAUGUGUGUGCAACUCCCAAACUGGAAAUGUUGAAUGCGCACCUGCAAAGUGUAUGAAUUCCCUGGUGUGUGGAGUACGGAAUGGAGUGAAGGAUUGUUACCCAUUGUCAUAUGGUAUCUGCCAGGGUGCAGGAGAUCCACACUACCGCACAUUUGAUGGCAAGGCAUUUGACUUCCAAGGAACCUGCACAUAUUAUUUGUCCAAACUACUGAACACAGCUGACACGACCCUGAUACCCUUUGAAGUAUUGGUCAAGAAUGAGAACAGAGGAAGGAACAUGGCAGUUGCUUACACUAAGAGUGUAUCAUUAACAGUUUAUGGAUACACAAUUGUCUUAACUAAGGAAAGCCCAGGCAAAGUGAAGGUCAACGAUCUGUUUGUUAAAUUGCCAUUUGAACUGGAAGAUGGUCGACUCUCAAUAUUCUACAGUGGGUAUUUUGGCAUGAUAAAAACUGACUUUGGUCUGACCUUGAAAUUCAAUUGGGACAGCCAUGUAGCAUUGACUCUCCCCAGCACUUACUACGGUGUCGUGGGAGGGCUUUGCGGCAACUGGAACGACAAUAUCAAUGAUGAUUUACUUACUCCUAACAACACUCUUGCUGCAACUGCAUCCAUUUUUGGAACCAGCUGGAAAGUCAAGGACGAUCCUGGAUGUUCAGAUGGAUGUCAGGGAAAAGCAUGUCCUAAAUGUGAUGUUGCAGAGAGAAAUAAAGACACUUUUACAAAGCCUUGCAGCAAGAUCACUGACAAACAGGGACCUUUUAAAGGCUGCCACAGUAAAGUGAAUCCAAAUCAGUUUUAUGAGGAUUGUGUGUAUGAUAUGUGCAUGUACGGUGGCCAUUCAUCAGCCCUCUGUAGUGCUCUUACUGCAUACACAGCUGCUUGCCAACAUGCACUGGGUGCAGUGGAGUCCUGGAGGACUGACAGCUUUUGCCCUACAACCUGUAAGUCACACAGCCACUAUGAGGUUUGUGCAGCAGGAUGUCCACAGACCUGCAGUGGCCUUACAGAGCCCAAGAGCUGUAAGGGCACUCCCUGCGCUGAAGGCUGCACAUGUGACAAGGGCUUUGUCCUUAGCGAUGGUGAGUGUGUGGCUGCACAGCAAUGUGGCUGUACUUACAAGGCCCAGUACUACCAGUUGGGUCAAGUGUUCUUCCCUCAAGACAAGUGUCUCCAGAGAUGCACCUGCAAAGAGAAUGGAAAAGUUCAGUGUGAUGAUGGAUUCACCUGCAAACCCAAUGAAAAGUGCCAGGUCCUGAAUGGAGUACAGGGUUGUUUCCCAGAUGGCAAAGCAGUUUGUUCAGUGUCAGGAUUUGGGCUUUAUCAGUCAUUUGAUGGAAGGUCCUUCAGUGUUCAAGGAGACUGCGAGUAUAGGUUGGUUGAAGCAGUUCAGGUUCAGGAUGUAAAGAGCUCCUUCAGUGUCUUAAUCAAACAACAGUCCUCUGAGAUGGUCUUCACUCGAAGAGUUGAAAUACAGUUACAGCAAUCCACAAUUACUUUGCUGCCCGGCCACAUCUGGGAGGUUCAGGUUGACAAAGUUAAAACCAAUCUUCCUGUCACUGUGGGUGAAGGACUUAUACAAGUCUAUCAGAGUGGUAUUAACAUUGUUGUGGAAACAGACUUUGGAUUGAAACUGACAUAUGAUACAGUCUCCGUGGCCAAAAUCGUGAUCCCAUCCACUUUUAAAAAUGCAGUUAAAGGUCUCUGUGGAAACUACAAUGGAAACAGUGCAGAUGAUUUUCUCCUUCCAGGUGGUAUUCAGGCAUCUUCUGAGGUAGAGUUUGCUGAAGCCUGGGUUUCGCCAUCAGAUAAAAUGAUGUGCCAAACAGGCUGUGGAGCUAACUGUUUAAAGCCUGACAAAGACAAACAGACCACAGCAGAGACCGCUUGCAGUUUGUUAAUCACAGAGAAGGGACCGUUUUCUAGUUGUUAUGAUAAAAUUUCACCACAGAAAUAUUUCGAUGAUUGUGUCAAAGAUGUGGCACAAGCAACAGACAAGACAGCUCAUUGUCGCCACAUACAAAACUAUGUUGCCAGCUGUCAAGAGAUUGGAACGUCAAUCAACAUUUGGAGGAACACAACCUUCUGUCCACUGACAUGUUUCAAAAACAGCCACUAUGAACUCUGUACCGACACCUGUUCAUCUACCUGUGCAAGCCUGACAAAGUCACAGAGAUGCUCCAUGUGUCAGGAAGGUUGUCAGUGUGACGAUGGUUUCUUGUUUGAUGGAGGUGAAUGUAAGGCUUUGCAGGAUUGUGGAUGUCAUGUAGAUGGAACAUAUUACAAGUCUGGUGAAGCAGUUGUUCUGGGAGAGUGUGAAGAGACAUGCACCUGCACAGCUGGAGUGUUUACCUGUGUACCUAUGGAAUGCAAAAAAGAGGAGAUUUGUGACAAAAAAGAUGGUGCCGUUGGAUGCUACAGCAAAAAAACAUACUGUCCAGUCAACAUGCACUAUGAGGCCUGCGGCACAGCCUGUGCUGCCACUUGUGCUAAUCGAGAUGGUCCAGAAAAGUGUGCACUGCCAUGUGUGGAGGGCUGCCAGUGCAAUGCAGGUUUUGUUCGCAGUGGCGAUGAGUGCAUACCUGUGAAACAGUGUGGCUGUGCUUACAAAGGCCAAUAUUAUCUUCCUGGUCAAACUUUUUGGGGUGAAAAACAAUGCACAGAGAAAUGUGUGUGCAACCCUCAAACAGGAAAUGUUGAAUGCGCACCUGCAAAGUGUAUGAAUUCCCUGGUGUGUGGAGUUCGAAAUGGAGUGAAGGAUUGUUACCCAUUGUCAUAUGGUAUCUGCCAGGGUGCAGGAGAUCCACACUACCGCACAUUUGAUGGCAAGGCAUUUGACUUCCAAGGAACCUGCACAUAUUAUUUGUCCAAACUACUGAACACAGCUGACACGACCCUGAUACCCUUUGAAGUAUUGGUCAAGAAUGAGAACAGAGGAAGGAACAUGGCAGUUGCUUACACUAAGAGUGUAUCAUUAACAGUUUAUGGAUACACAAUUGUCUUAACUAAGGAAAGCCCAGGCAAAGUGAAGGUCAACGAUCUGUUUGUUAAAUUGCCAUUUGAACUGGAAGAUGGUCGACUCUCAAUAUUCUACAGUGGGUAUUUUGGCAUGAUAAAAACUGACUUUGGUCUGACCUUGAAAUUCAAUUGGGACAGCCACGUAGCAUUGACUCUCCCCAGCACUUACUACGGUGUCGUGGGAGGGCUUUGCGGCAACUGGAACGACAAUAUCAAUGAUGAUUUACUUACUCCAAACAACACUCUUGCUGCAACUGCAUCCAUUUUUGGCACCAGCUGGAAAGUCAAGGACGAUCCUGGAUGUUCAGAUGGAUGUCAGGGAAAAGCAUGUCCUAAAUGUGAUGUUGCAGAGAGAAAUAAAGACACUUUUACAAAGCCUUGCAGCAAGAUCACUGACAAACAGGGACCUUUUAAAGGCUGCCACAGUAAAGUGAAUCCAAAUCAGUUUUAUGAGGAUUGUGUGUAUGAUAUGUGCAUGUACGGUGGCCAUUCAUCAGCCCUCUGUAGUGCUCUUACUGCAUACACAGCUGCUUGCCAACAUGCACUGGGUGCAGUGGAGUCCUGGAGGACUGACAGCUUUUGCCCUACAACCUGUAAGUCACACAGCCACUAUGAGGUUUGUGCAGCAGGAUGUCCACAGACCUGCAGUGGCCUUACAGAGCCCAAGAGCUGUAAGGGCACUCCCUGCGCUGAAGGCUGCACAUGUGACAAGGGCUUUGUCCUUAGCGAUGGUGAGUGUGUGGCUGCACAGCAAUGUGGCUGUACUUACAAGGGCCCAGUACUACCAGUUGGGUCAAGUGUUCUUCCCUCAAGACAAGUGUCUCCAGAGAUGCACCUGCAAAGAGAAUGGAAAAGUUCAGUGUGA
Molecule: messenger RNA, 8968 nt
Organism: Danio aesculapii
Lineage: Eukaryota; Metazoa; Chordata; Actinopteri; Cypriniformes; Danionidae
Product: IgGFc-binding protein-like
Exons: 19
Coding region: 20-8968 (2982 amino acids)
Molecular function (GO): protein binding
Source: RefSeq, a predicted model, not a curated record